Messenger RNA from Cavia porcellus (domestic guinea pig), 683 nucleotides. RefSeq names its product LY6/PLAUR domain containing 2 (gene Lypd2). NCBI's taxonomy places the organism in Eukaryota, Metazoa, Chordata, Mammalia, Rodentia, Caviidae. The record is from RefSeq and is a predicted model, not a curated record. Gene Ontology annotation, cellular component: plasma membrane.
UGAACCCAGGACUUUCACACAGGGCAACAAUACCAGCACCACUACGAUACUUUAUUUUGAUUUUGAGACAGGCUCAUUAAGUCACUAAAUUUUCCAGGCUGUGCUCAAACUUUUGACCUGAGUUGCUUGGGCUUGUGGGAGUCAGGCAGGUCCCUGGGGUCCCACAACUGGGGCUCUGCUCAUCACACCCCACCCAUGGGAAGAAGAUGCCUUUGUUAAAUUAGCAUCACUGUCCUUUCAGUUUGGGGUCUCUGGGAUAGGGUAAUGGUCACUCAUAGGCUGCCUCUGAGUGGUGGUGUUUUGCCUGACCCACCUACCCCUCAUCACUCAGUGAUGGCUUUGUGGUGCUACGCCUGUCAUGAACCCACAAGUGUAUCCAGCUGCAUCACCAUCACCGAAUACAAUGCCAAUGAAACCUUGUGCAAGACCAUACUCUACACCCUGGAGAUCUUGUACCCCUUCCUGGGAGACUCCACAGUGACCAAAUCCUGCUCCAGCAAGUGUGAGACUUUAGAUAUAAAUGGCAUUGGCCAGACCACUUCCAUUUCUUGCUGCAAUGCUGACCUGUGCAACAUGGACAGGGCACUUGCCCUGGGUGGUACCCACAGCCUGGCCCUUGCCCACCUUGUGGACUUUGAACGCUAAACCAGCUGACCUUACUUCUUUCUAUCGCACUCCCAAGG